Molecule: messenger RNA, 1527 nt
Organism: Saxophila tyrrhenica
Lineage: Eukaryota; Fungi; Ascomycota; Dothideomycetes; Mycosphaerellales; Extremaceae
Exons: 1
Coding region: 1-1527 (508 amino acids)
Biological process (GO): cell division
Cellular component (GO): plasma membrane
Source: RefSeq, a predicted model, not a curated record
AUGGCUGGACACCACGAUCCCAAGCUGUUGUACGCCUUCAAUGGCAUCAAAGCGUACCACAUCCAGGACGGCGAAGAGCAUUCCCUCACGCCCUCCGGACCACAAACGCUGUCUCUGUUGAUGGUGCCAACGAACUCGCCUUUCGCUGACCUGUCGACUACGAUACCUCAGAACGAGAUACCCGAUGAAGACUUCUACCUCCAUCUCAAUCUUCCACCCGAGCUGGACCUGCCAAUGCCAGCGACGACACAGAUCUACCACCAACCACCUUCGUCCUACCUCAUACCUCGUUGGGACCUCGGACCUAACAUGCACGCCUUCACGAAGAUCGAGUUUCCGAGGAUAGGGUACGGCGCGACGCAGGAGGACAUUGAUACGUUUGAGACAAUCCUCGCGCAGUGCACGGCGUUCCUUGAGCGCGCGAAACCGCCAGUGCCGUCGCGACCAGGCGAGAAGGGAGCGUACAACCCUGCAGACUAUGGUCCAGGUGGGAGAUACUCCGACAGCAAGACGCAUGAUCCAGGUCAGAUCGUACUGGUCGACGAAGACGACGGAUCCGUCGUUGGCGAGCUCGGAGGCGAAGCCCAGGUGGUGGAAGACUCGCGCUUGAAGAUGGGCAGCAAAGACCCUGUGGAGAUACAAGUCAGCCAAGACGGAAAGCGCAUCGAUGUGCGACCCGUCAGUGAAGACUAUCUCCAAAUGGCGCGGCACCCGGCAUACAAGAGCAGCACCCUUGUUCAGAACGCAGCGACCGCGUCCCGCCUGAUCGUCACUGGCAGCAGCUACAUCGGCAACGUGCUGGCCUCCGGCGCGGAGUCGUUCACGCAGAAGACCAAGCCCAAUGCUAAGCCCAUGGAGUUCAGUCCUGCCGCCCACGACCGCGUACGCCGGAUCAACACCUUCACCAAGAGCACAGCCGCCCUUAGUUCAAAGACCGUGGGCCGUGUUACCGACAUUGCCCAGAAUACCGCUGCUUCCAUGUCCGGUCAUAAGAAGAAUCGCGCCAAAUCGGGCUUUGAUGAGAAAGGCAACCCACUUGCCGAGGAGCAAUACAAGCCUGGCCUUCUCAACAAGAGCAUGAUCGCCUUCAGUACCAUCGCGGACGGCAUCGCUACUUCGGGCAAGAGUUUGCUUACGACGAGCGGUGCGGCAGCGAGUACUGUCGUGGGCCACAAAUACGGAGAGCAGGCUGGAUCUAUCACGACUGAUCUCGCUGGUGGCGUGAAGAAUGUCGGGCUCGUGUACAUUGACGUGGCUGGCGUGUCACGUCGCGCCGUCAUCAAGAGCGUCGCUAAAGGCAUGGUGGUCGGCAAGGUGCGUGGCGGCGGUGAUGUGGUUGUCGGAGGUGGUGAUGGUGGAGUGGUGCCUGAGCAGGACAUUCAGAAUUACCAGGGCGGUGGGGUGUCGAACGACAACCUACAAGGCGGAGGACCAGCCCAUGGGCCCUCUGGAGGCGAGUACAGGCCGGCAGGAUUUGGAAAUGCCGCACCGCCGCGAUACCAGGACUAUCCAGCGGGCAAGAGGUGA